Messenger RNA from Aegilops tauschii subsp. strangulata, 630 nucleotides. Lineage: Eukaryota; Viridiplantae; Streptophyta; Magnoliopsida; Poales; Poaceae. The record is from RefSeq and is a predicted model, not a curated record.
AUGUCCAGCGCAGUGCUCGCGGUCUCUUCCUGUCGCGCCUCCAUGCUCAACUACAAACCCAUCGCCACCCCUGCUGACACCAAGGCCAAGCUCUCCGCCACCUCCGGUGACCCCGCGCCGGACCCCUCUCUUUUCUGUAGCCUUGCCGGGGCGCUCCAGUACCUAAUGCUCACGCGCCCAGACAUCGCCUACGCCGUCCAGCAAGUAUGCCUGGUCAUGCACUUUCUGCGCACACCUCAUGUCGCUCUGCUCAAGUGCAGUCUCCGCUAUCUCCGAGGAACGAUGCACCUCGGGCUUCAUCUACGACCAUCGACAUCUUCUCAGCUCGUGGCAUACACUGACGCCGACUGGGCCGGGUGUCCUAACACCGGCCGUUCGACAUCCGGCUACCGCAUGUACCUCGACGACAACCUUGUGUCCUGGUCGUCCAAACGGCAGGCCACGGUGUCCCGAUCCAGCUCGGAAGCGGAGUACCGAGCUGUCGCCAACGCGGUUGCUGAAUCAUUCAGACAUUGGGACAAUCAUGACGAGAUCAACUUCCAGUUCAUGGGGAACAAGACGGGGCACACCAACGUGUUUGAGCUUCGGAUUUAUUCAAGAGUGUUCGCCGACACGACGGGCAAAGAAUGA